CUUUGCACUUACCUUGUGUCAAAUCAAUGGGGUGGAAUGCACCUUUACACUAAGUGAGGUUAAAGUAGACAGUGGUUUGUUAUGAUGCGUGAAGCAGAAGGAGAUAGCUUUCUACAUACCGAAGAAUGUUCCCAAAAGGUCACCGACACGGCGGAACUGCUCCGGCGGCCGCUCGAGAUAUACGUCAAGGAGGAGCGCGAGUCGGAGUGUGAAGACGAGCAGGCGGAGGCGGUGGUCGGCUGCGACCCCCUGUACGUGAAGCAGGAGCCGGAAUACUCGCUUCCAGAAGAUGCGGCCAGUUUGCCCGGUUCGUCGAAUGUAAAGGAGGAAGAGGAACACGGAGACGCAGAGACAGUGCCGACGAGACGGGGGCGGACUCGGAGUACUUCUAUUGCGACACUUGCUCGCAAGUCUUCACCUCCAAGUCGGACAUCGCGGACCACGUGCGGACGCACGCGGACGGCCACGUGUGCGGGCUGUGCGGCGAGGUGUUCGGCGCGGUGUCCCGGCUUCGGCGCCACCGCCCCGACUGCCCCGAGCGGCAGCUCGCCCUGGCGGCCGGCCGCCUCCGGGCCCCGAGGACGGCGAGGCGCGGCGGCAGGCGGGGGGCAGCGAAGGGGGGCGGCAGUGACGGGGGCCGGCGCUUCCCCUGCGACGUGUGCGGCGCUGCGUUCGCCUACCGCAGCUCGCUGGACGUGCACCUGCGGCGCCACUCGGACGAGCGGCCGUUCGCGUGCGGCGUGUGCGGCGGCACGUUCAAGCGCUCGGACCAGCUGCGCACGCACGCGCGCCUGCACUCCGGCCACAGGCCGUACGCGUGCGACGUGUGCGGGCGCACGUUCUCGCUGGCCGGCAACCUAGCGGUGCACGCGCGCCUGCACACGGGCGAGCGGCCGUACGCGUGCGACACCUGCGGCAAGACGUUCCGGCAGGCCGUCUGUCUGAAGAGGCACGUGCGCGUGCACACGGGCGAGCGGCCCUACGGCUGCGGCGUGUGCGGCCGGCGCUUCACGCAGGGCGGCAGCCUCAAGGCGCACGCGCUGCUGCACUCGGGCGAGAAGCCGUUCGGCUGCGGCGUCUGCGGCCGUGCCUUCCGCCGCUCCUGCCACCUGCGCGACCACUCCAGGGUCCACGUCGCCGAGGCGCGCCAGCAGCAGCAGCCGGCCGCCGGAGCCGGCCCGGAGAAACCCGGAGAGGAGGGAGCGGAAAAGUGACUCUGUAGGGGUAGGGGGUCGGACCUCUCUCGCUGUCGCCUCAGAUAUUUCCCCGUCAGUAUAUGUAUUUUUUACGAGCAGUACAGUGAUCGGCCCGUACUUACCUUCGUGAUGUGAAAUUGCAAAUACUGCCAGUAGGCGCGUUUAGCUCUCGGAACCCGUACGUACCUUUCUGGGCUGAGAAAGUGGGGAGGAGCGGCUCACUGGGAGGGUGGUGGGAGGCGGAGGUCUAGUAGUGUAGUGAGGUGAGAGAGGUUCUGUGGAGAGUCGGUACAGUGGGGUGAGAGAUGGAGAUGUAUUAGGAGUGGGAGGAAAGAGAAGUUGAACGAAUAUUGCAGUUAAGCAAUAGGGAAGUCGCAGAGGGGGCUACGGUAGUGGGGGAGAGGGAGAUAUCCACAUAAACUACAGAACAGUGUUACGAAAAGGACAGUUGCUACUCACCAUAUAGCAGAGAUGCUUAGUUCCAGAGGGGCACGACAAAAAGUGUCACAGACAAAGCUUUUCUUCUGUCUGUCUGUCUGUCUGUCUGUCUCUGUGUGUGUGUGUGUGUGUGUGUGUGUGUGUGUGUGUGUGUGUGUGUGUGUGUGUGUGUGUGUCACUUUUUGUCUUACCCCUCUCGGACUAAGCAUCUCCGCUAUAUGGUGGGUAGCAACUAUACCUUUCAUAAUAUUGUUAAAUUCUGUCCUCGAUUUUCCAUUGUUUAAACUACUGAACAGAUACAGCAAAUAAUGAAAUUCUACCAACGGAAAAGCGGCACAUUGCCAAAGGAUUUAUUUCUCUGCUCAUGGAGCUCACUCAGUCUGUUUGUGUUUGCCGGUGAUACUUCCUCUCUUCUCUGUCCAGACUCCCUCCCCUCUUUCCGAGUGACUCUGCCCGCACUCCUGUGUCUGUGGAGCACCAUGCCUCGCCCCCCCCCCCCCCCACCUGCCCCCCCCCCCCCCCCUCCGCAAUCUGUCUCAGUUCAUUAUGUUCGUCGAUAUAUUUUUGUGGAAGACAACUCUGCAGAAUGCAUCUUUGGGUUGGGUUUCAUUUCUCGUCUUCCUUAUUGUGUUUCAAGGAAUGUAUACAAGUUCUGUGAUUGUGGUUUUGUGAAAGUAAGUCAAUUUUUUUUCCAGCCACUUUCACUGUAUUUCUGUGAGACAACCAUAAAAUUGUGCGGAUGACAAUAAAAUUGU
Schistocerca cancellata (South American locust) is the source of this 2389-nucleotide messenger RNA. Its product is annotated as oocyte zinc finger protein XlCOF6.1-like. Gene Ontology annotation, molecular function: RNA polymerase II cis-regulatory region sequence-specific DNA binding; DNA-binding transcription factor activity. NCBI's taxonomy places the organism in Eukaryota, Metazoa, Arthropoda, Insecta, Orthoptera, Acrididae. Gene Ontology annotation, biological process: regulation of transcription by RNA polymerase II. The record is from RefSeq and is a predicted model, not a curated record.